Messenger RNA from Cyprinus carpio (common carp), 2280 nucleotides. Its product is annotated as ubiquitin carboxyl-terminal hydrolase 21-like. Gene Ontology annotation, cellular component: cytoplasm. NCBI's taxonomy places the organism in Eukaryota, Metazoa, Chordata, Actinopteri, Cypriniformes, Cyprinidae. Gene Ontology annotation, biological process: protein deubiquitination. Gene Ontology annotation, molecular function: cysteine-type deubiquitinase activity. The record is from RefSeq and is a predicted model, not a curated record.
UGUACAUUUCUCAGUAAUGUUAUGUUAGCUCGAUGUUAAUUCUGCCAUUAACCCUUAAACUUCGUUUGUGGUCUUUUUGACCCCAAAUGACGUUUGCUGAAAUAAUAAUAAUAAAAAAGUUCCCUUUAUCUAAAUGGCUUGAGACUUUGUACCAUUGUCAACGCUUGCUAGCUCUACAAAUAAAAAUUAAAUUUGAUUGAUUUCUGGUUUUAUGUUAGUGUGAAAAAAGUCACACUCAAAAUGUUUUGGGUCUCUGGAGACCCCACAUUGAAAUGAAUGGGGAAGCGAUAAAAUCAAUACUUUUUCUUUUUAAUAUGACAAAUAAACUAAAAUCACCACAAUGCAGAACACAAAAUACGGUACACAAAAAUGAAGUGGCAACCUUCCACAUGUUCACAAUGCAGAAUGUUUGCGCUCGCACACACAUAGCCUACAGAAACACACACCCCAAAAAUCACCCAUAAGUCAAUAGGAGACCAUAAAAAUAUUGAUUUCUGUUACAUAAUUUCUGUUACAGUUUAAUGUAGUGACUGUGAGUAGCGUGCGGACACUGUCUCCUGUCAGUGUCAGAGCUGUUCUUAAGCAAAGCUAAUUAUAGAAGGUCCUAAAGAGAGAGGAAAGAUUAGCCAUGAUUAAAACUCGUUCAGAAACAGUGAUAGGACAGACAGGUGAACAGCAGGUGUAGUGAAAGCACAGUAACACUUACACAUUUUCAAAUUGGCAUUGAUGUUUGGAUAUAAACACUGGCGCUGUUUGACCAUCAAUCAAAAAAUAAGUGGAGAGGAUACUGGGUUUUCACAGGUUCAUUGGGAGGGUUGCCCGGCAUGCAGACGUGGUAAUGCCAAGAGCUGAAUCUGCUUUAAUGGACAACUCGUGUCAGGCCUUAGUCUCUCAAAACGGCCUUCAGCCAGAGAAUGUGGACAUUUCACAGUCAGUACUUUACACAUCCAUCAUGGGACUCCUGCUGGUGACAGAUAACGAGAGAGAGCUGCAACUGGGAAAUGGACAAGUUGGACUGCGCAACGUUGAAAAUACUUGUUUUCUCAAUGCCAUCGUGCAGUGUCUCUCUCACACUCGUAGUCUUCGUAACUACUGUCUGAUGAGAACUUACCUUCAGGACAAGCACUCCAAACAAGAACCUGUGCUUAUGAAUGAAUUCUCUAAAGUUUUGGCUGGCUUGUGGGAAUGUAAUGGUGGGGAAACCACAGUGAAUCCUGGGAAGUUUUAUCACGUGUUUAAAGGGUCUGUGCCUUAUUUCAGUGGCUAUAGUCAGCAAGAUGCUCAGGAGUUCUUGCGGUUCCUUCUGGACAGGCUUCAUACAGAAAUUAACCGUCGUCCAUCCAAACAUCCUGCAGUUAUGGAAAUUAAGGAACCAACAUACACACGAUUCAGGAUUUCAGAGGAGGCCUUUGCAAUGUGGCAGAGGCAUCUUGACAGGGAUGACAGUAAAAUUGUUGAUUUGUUCUCAGGUCAGCUGCGCAGUUCCUUGCACUGUUCAGUCUGCUCCCAUUACUCCAACACCUUUGAUGUGUUUUGCGACCUGUCACUCCCCAUCCCAAAGAAGAGUGAUUAUGGACGAACUGUCACACUGAGAGAGUGUCUAGACCUCUUUUCACAAGAGGAAAAACUUGAUAAAGAAAACUCGCCGAUGUGUGAGCGGUGUAACCGUCGCACCGAGAGCACAAAAAGACUGACCAUCCAAAGGUUCCCUAGAAUCCUCGUAAUGCACUUAAAUCGAUUUACCAUGUCAAGGUACUCAAUCUCAAAGAGCACAGUGCCAGUUUCCUUCCCACUAAAUGGGCUGGAUUUAGGGCCAUUUGGACCUGUUGACUGCGGUCCAGUGCUGUAUGAUCUUUAUGCAGUAUGCAAUCAUUCGGGCACAGUAAAUAUGGGUCACUACACGGCUGCAUGUCGGGAGGAGGAGGGCUGGUGCUACUAUAAUGACUCAUGUGUGGGUGAAAUAACAGAGGAGAAGCUGCAGUCCAGUCAGGCAUAUGUUCUCUUCUAUGAGCUCAAAAGCUUCAAUAUCACCAGGAAAUGAGGGCAGAGAAUAUAUGUUGUUAUGAGAGACUUCAGUAAUUAUUUGGCAAAUUUCAGAUACCACAGAAAAAAAAAAAGCUGAACUGUGAGCUUGAAAACUGAUCAUUUUACAUUGUUAAAUUUCAUUGUACAUUCAUGUUAUUGAAGUAUUUUUGCUACACUAAACAAUGUGUUUUUAUUAACUUUAUGCACUUAGGAAAGCGCAUUCUUUUAGAAAAAAAUGCCUGUUAUUAAAAUAAA